This is a messenger RNA of Penicillium psychrosexuale, 579 nucleotides long. RefSeq names its product helix-turn-helix domain-containing protein. The transcript has a single exon. Bases 1 to 579 code for a protein of 192 amino acids. Lineage: Eukaryota; Fungi; Ascomycota; Eurotiomycetes; Eurotiales; Aspergillaceae. The record is from RefSeq and is a predicted model, not a curated record.
AUGGGGCCCGAGGGGCUCGAUAAGCCCGAGAUCCCAGAUAAACCUGAGAAAAGAUCUCGUCGACGUGGGGCCGAACUCGAUCCAUUCCUUCGCACCCGGCUCUGUGUGCUCAGAACCACAGCCAAAUGGACCUACAAACAGAUCCAGAAUGAAUACCCACACAUCCCACUCUCGACCAUCAAAUCGACCAUUCUCCGAGAGAGCAAUCGUGUCAAUAACCACUCACAAGCCCGCUCUGGCCGACCGUCAAAGCUGAAGGACGAAGAUCGAGCCCGAAUCCGCGAGGCUUUUCAUGCGAACCCUCAAAUCACAUACGAUGAACUGCUUGUGGUAGUGGAUUAUAAAGUUGGCAAGGAGUCGCUUCGUCGGUUUCUGAAUGAUGAUGGGCUGAGGAAGACACAGACCCCUGCUCGGUCUUCUUUGGCUGGGAAAGGAGCUACCAAAAAAGUUGAUGGGGCUCAAUCGGUUCAGUCAUAUGACACACCUUCUGCUGACUGGGCUGGUGAUCUUGCAUCUGGUCUAGUACCCAGCGAUUCAGAUCCUGCAUCUGCUACAGCGAGUCAAGUCGUCAGCAAUUAG